UCAAACAUAUCCAACACUCACCAUGUUGGUUCAGACGGAAAGGAGGACGAAAAGGACUGUGGGAAAUAUAAUACCGAGAUGACAUCAUCUGUUCGCGACAGAACAAAAGAUUGAGGCUCGUGUUUAUUUGGAGAGAAAUUAAAAGAAUGUUUGCAGCUCACUGAGUCAAGUGUGACUGAAGAGCGCUGAGAUGGCCACACAGAGAGUCCUCCCGCAAAGCAAAGAAACUCUUCUGCAGAACUACAACAAGAGACUUAAAGAUGACAUCAGGUCAAUUCUAGACAAUUUUACGGAAAUAAUCAAAACAGCAAAGGUGGAAGAAGAGACUCAGGUUUCCAGAGCGACACAAGCUGAGCAGGACCACUAUGAAAUGCAUGUGCGAGCCGCCAACAUUGUACGUGCAGGAGAGUCUCUCAUGAAGCUGGUCUCAGACCUGAAGCAGUUCCUCAUCCUGAAUGACUUCCCCUCUGUCAAUGAGGCCAUCAGUCUCCGCAACCAGCAGCUGCGUACGCUGCAGGAAGAGUGCGACAAGAAGCUCAUCUCCCUGCGUGAUGAGAUUGCCAUUGACCUGUAUGAGCUCGAGGAAGAGUAUUACUCCUCCAGGUACAAAUAGACCAGUGUUCCCAAAUGUGUGCAGUCACCUCUGCCUUCCCUUGCUUACCAGUGCCAUACAUUUGAUAUGUACAUCCUAAGAACAUAAAACGGGGUGAUUCGUGGAGCAAAAGGUAUUUUUAACUUGCACAACUGAUUAUUGGCUCCAACGGUUUUCAUUUUUCUUAAAAUAUCAUGUGCUAACCAUUGUGUUUUUCUAUUUGUUUAAUUAUGCCAUCCCAGUUUUUGUCCUCCAUACACAUAAUCAUAUCAUACCAUUGUGCCUUAAUAAGAGUGUUCAUUCUCGCAGGUAAGACUAAAUAAUGAAAGAGUACAUUCUCUUUUGAACCAGCUCAGUCAUGUAGUAAGACUCAAUUACUAAUUAGAUACUGUAGGGUUUUAUUCCACUUGUCAUAUUCAUAUCAAGCCAGAUAUCAUAUCUUUUACUGCUAUGCUUCUAAUAUGGCAAAUUUAUAGGAAAAUUCAUAUAUCCAUAGUGUCAUAUCCAUCCAUAUUGUAGACAUGCCAAAGACAAUAUCAAGCACUUUCAGUAUAACUGGUUUUGCACAAGAAAACCCAUCUGUUAUACAGUCUGAAAUGCAUGUAAAUACCCCCCACCCCCACCCCAGGUGCCUCAAACGAUAAUGUUUUAGAAGAUUUUCGGGUAUUUAGUAUUAUUAGUGGUGCUGUCUGGAGUAUAUUUUUAUAGAGAUUAGUAUAGGAUAAAUCUGGAUCUUAAGGGCUAUUCAAAGAUUUUAAAUUCAAAUUUAAGCUGUCUUUGAAGCACACCAGUGGAAAGGUUAAUAGUUAUAUGAGAAGAGACAUUUUGGAAUUAUGGAAAUAAAUGUAUACAUUUUUAAUUUUUUUUAAGAAAAAUGUACAUGUGAAUUUAAAUAUGAAAUUGGAUUGGGCACAUUGAUUUUGGAUGCCUAUAAUCAACGAUGAGCUGCAAAAUUCAAAGCACUUAAGAAUUUGUAAAAAGUAAUAUAUGGUGCUGUACAUAUAGUAAAAAUUACUUAAAAAAUCUUUAAUUAGCUUAAUGGAAGAAAUUUGUUAAGAUGAAACUCUGUUAUUGUCGUUGAGAUUUUCACUGUAUGUUCAUAAAUGCAGUGAUUUAUUUUUUUUUCUCUGUUAUACUAAUUGAAGUUUGUGAAAACUUUCAGAGGCAUACAUGUCACGUUCAAAAUGCAAUAUUUAUCAUUUAUGGAGUUUCUGAUUUCCUCAGUGGUUCGAAAUUGCACUACACUUUGUUUCUUUGUGGUGACAUAUUUAGAAGACACAGUGUUGGUCACAUUAGUACCUGUUCAAAAUGUGUAAGGAUAUUUGUCAGCUUUUUCACAAACCAACUGGUCAUUUCAAAUUUCAUAAAUAAACCAGAGAGAAAUUAGAGCA
Carassius gibelio (silver crucian carp) is the source of this 1983-nucleotide messenger RNA. RefSeq names its product mediator of RNA polymerase II transcription subunit 22. The record is from RefSeq and is a predicted model, not a curated record. Bases 191 to 613 code for a protein of 140 amino acids. Gene Ontology annotation, cellular component: mediator complex. Gene Ontology annotation, biological process: regulation of transcription by RNA polymerase II. The transcript has 4 exons. Lineage: Eukaryota; Metazoa; Chordata; Actinopteri; Cypriniformes; Cyprinidae. Gene Ontology annotation, molecular function: transcription coregulator activity.